AUGGCAACUGGAGAUGAUAUGAUCGAGUUCACGAUAAAGAAUAAUAUGGUGUCAAGUGAAGCAAUACGUCGUUUCAAACGAAACAUUCCGAUUCACGAACUAAAAAAUCAACUAGAACUGAUUACAGGCGCCCAAAGUCAAUCGAUGAAAGUUCAUGUUCAUGACGAACGUGGUACAAAAUUAUUUGACAUUGAUGAUGAUUCGCGUACUCUAGGUUCCUAUAAUGUUCAAUCGAAAAUGAUUCUACAAGUUGAAGAAACAAACUUGAAACGUGCGCAUAUGUUUGAUGAUACAGGUGACGUACCGAAAUAUGAAUUAACCAAUGAAGAAUAUGAAUCGAGAAAGAAUACAGCCAGACAAUUCAUGCAAGAACAUAAGAUAGGAAAAUACAAUCCAACAGCUCAAGAGGAACAUACGCGAAAAGAAAAAGAAAAAGAAGCACAUGAACAAGAAGCAGCCAGUAAAAUAAAUAUCAAUGAUCGAUGUGAAGUGUCGGUUAUUUCCCAACCAACAAAACGAGGAACCGUGAUGUUUAAAGGUGAAGUACAUUUUAAGCCGGGAGUUUGGGUUGGAAUCCGAUAUGAUGAACCAUUAGGCAAGAAUAAUGGAUCUGUUGAAGGUAAAAAGUAUUUCGAAUGUCCUGACAAAUACGGAGCAUUUGUUCGGCCAAGCGCAGUUACAGUUGGUGACUUUCCUGAAGUUGAUCUAGAAGAAUUAUAA
Messenger RNA from Adineta ricciae, 720 nucleotides. The record is from the annotation of a GenBank genome assembly. Lineage: Eukaryota; Metazoa; Rotifera; Eurotatoria; Adinetida; Adinetidae.